This is a messenger RNA of Aspergillus japonicus CBS 114.51, 349 nucleotides long. RefSeq lists its product as uncharacterized. Lineage: Eukaryota; Fungi; Ascomycota; Eurotiomycetes; Eurotiales; Aspergillaceae. The record is from RefSeq and is a predicted model, not a curated record. The coding region runs from base 104 to 286 and encodes 60 amino acids. The transcript has a single exon.
CCAUGAUACCCUCUUUUAUGUUCACAGCGGGUUGAUGAUAUAUCCAGUAUUUGACUUUUGAGCGCGUUUUCUUUUUCGGUAUACCUUUUGUGUUUGUGAGACAAUGAGACUUGGGAGCAUUACACAAUUUGCAAGGCGAUUGCAUGGCGUUUUUUGGGGUGUUUUUCUUGGGUGUGUAUUGAUAUCCAGGUGGCUUUUCUGUUGUGGUUGUUGCGAGCGAUCGGCUUCCACUGUGACCUUGCUAAGAAGGGGAGAAUGGGCAUGGGAAAGUUUGUCAAGAUAUUGAGAAUGCUCCACUAUACGAAUGUUAAUGACUCCUAUACUUGGUGUGUUUGUACGCCACUAGACA